AUGGAACAUGCUACUUGGCAACCCUUAGUUGUCUCUUUCUUGUCCUCCCUUCCGGCUGGAUCAAGUUUACUAACCAGUACGAAAACAGUCUCUGGUGAACCUUUGGAAACCAUCCUGAAUAACCAACAAUAUACUUCCUUGCAUUCAUUCCUAAAAGACUGGCAUUCUAUUUGCUAUCAAGGAAUUCAUGACCAUAAUCCUAGCGAAUCUAUCUAUUGGGAUAUCGAUCGUACCUACUUCCUCCUCAAGCAAGCUCUUUCAACAAAUACAAGCCAAAACCCCGAAAUCGGUUUAGAUAAUGCUUCUCUACCACAGUCCACCACCAGCCCUUCCUUAUUUCCCGAAAAUUCCCUUUAUCCUCAAUUUAAAUCUCAUGCCUUGAUGAUGCUGGGUCCAACGGGUCCUUUGUUCACUUCUCCCGCUCACCUUUCACGGUUAGAUUCGCGACUUCCAGAUGGUGGUAUUGUUGCAAAGCCCGUAGCCGUCAUGUCUUCUCCUGCAUAUGGUUCUGCCAACGAUGUUUCCCUCAAUAAAGUAUCCACUCCUCCUGCUUCUCCUAAACCUCCCAACCCCGUAGUUAACGUUCAUCCUUCGUCACUUAAAUAUCCAACCCCAAAACUCCUUUCUCUUGAUCCCUUUUCAUCUUUUUCUCCCAAUCGAAAUAGUUCCUCAACCGUCAUUUCCGACAAUACUUUUAAAACCGUCUCUACGUACUAUCAGUCGGAUAGGUAUCAAAAAUUACUCGACUUUGAAUCCGUCGAUGCAAAUUUUAUCCAAGAAAAUCUCGAUCUCGUAGAUGAAGAUGUUCUCUCUGACGCUCCUCUUCGCCGAGACUUGUUGCAUGUUUAUACUUUACUCCAACGUCUUCAGAAUAUCCAAAAUGUCAGAUUAGAUUCUCCUUCACCUCCUGAUGCUCCUUCAUUAGAAGAACGUUCAAUUGCCUCUGAAGUGGGCGCCUUGCUAUCAAAACUUAUUUUAUUCUACAAUAUGUCCCCUUCCGAUUUAGAGAUUCCCAAUAUGCAGUUUCCUUUCACAAAGUUUGGUCCACAAAUCCAAGGUUCCUUACCGCCAACGGCACAACCAUUCGAAAGUCCCGCCCAAGCUCAAGCAAGAGCUAGCCAAGUUUCCGCUCGUGGAAAUUCUGUCUUAAUGAAUGGUACUUAUGGUCAGUAUUCUUCUGACACUCCUAUUCAAUCCUACAAGCGCAGUAAAUCACGGCGAUAA
Molecule: messenger RNA, 1224 nt
Organism: Schizosaccharomyces octosporus yFS286
Lineage: Eukaryota; Fungi; Ascomycota; Schizosaccharomycetes; Schizosaccharomycetales; Schizosaccharomycetaceae
Product: RSC complex subunit Rsc58
Exons: 2
Coding region: 1-1224 (407 amino acids)
Source: RefSeq, a predicted model, not a curated record